CUUUUUGCUCCUUGGUCUGUGUCUGAAAGAGCACUGAGAAACGCCGUGUUUAGGUCGGUGCGUUGAUAACCGAACACGCGGAAAGGAUCAAAAGAUCAUUGGGAGCAGCGAUCGAGGAUGCGCGGCUAAUAUUGUUUCGCCAUUCUAAAUGACAUGGACUCUAAACUAAAGACGAUAGCACUAUGGGCUGGCUUAGGGGCGGGCGUGACAAUGUCGUCAAUCCUGCUUUACUUACUGCUGAAACCGGAGGAAGAGUACGAGGUAAAACGGCGGAAAGUGGAAACGACAAAACAUACCGUAGUGAAGGUUACCGUCCCGAAGGAGGUGGUCGGCGGGGUGAUUGGACGACAAGGCGCCAACAUAAAACGAAUCCAGGAAAAGACGAACACAAAGAUCAGCUUCGACAACCAAGGUACUGGUGAAGAGUGCGACAGAAUUGCUGUGAUUCGUGGCGUGCCAAGUGAUGUGCAAGAUGCAGAAGAGCUACUCAAGGCUUGCAUAGUGGAGCAGUCAAAUGUAGUUACCGAGACUGUGUUCGUGCCUGCAAAGUCUUGUGGCCGCAUUAUCGGAAGGAACGGAGAAACUGUUCGACACAUGUGCCGAGUCUCCUCGGCCAAGAUCCUUGUAGACCGGGCGGGCGGCGAUGACCGUGAACGCAGCAGCAACCUCAAAACGGUCAGCAUCACGGGCACUCGUGAGCAGAUCCGCAUGGCCAUCACCAUGAUCGACGAGAAGCUGGCCGAAGAAGAGGCCUACCAGCAGAAGAUGGCACUCGCAUCGGCCGGGCGGGCAGCACUCUACCGUAACCGUCCCAUGGCCAUCAAGGCCAGUGCAACACCUCUGUCUAAGGAUGAAAAGGAGCCGGAGUUCGUUCAGGAGGAGUUGGUUGCUACUUCGGCCGACGGCUACAUCGAAGUCUACGUAUCAGCACUGGAGAGCCCUCGCUCCUUCUGGGUACAGCUGGUUGGCUCACAGUCCAUUAACUUGGACAAGCUCGUCGAAGACAUGACAAACUACUACUCCCACGUGCCGAACCAGCAGACCCAUGCGCUCGUCUCAGCUGCCGUCGGUGACAUCGUGGCAUCCCGCUUUGCGCAGGACAGCUGCUGGUACCGUGCCCGUGUUGUUGCGAUUGAGGAGAGCGACUACUCGAAGGAUGAAACCACAAUCAAAGUCCACUACGUCGACUUUGGCGAGACGGGCCGGUUCAAGACCAAAGAGCUCUGCACACUUUGCGACGAGUACAGAUAUCUCCCGCUGCAAGCCAUUGAAUGUUCACUAGCUGGCGUCCAGCCACGCGAUGGAACCCAAUGGACCGAAGAGGCUUCGGACCUGUUCGAGAUGCUGUCCCAUGCAGCGCAGUGGAAAGUGAUGAUGGCCAAAGUCGUGAGCAAGGCCAAGAGAGAAGAUGGCUUUCCUGGAUUCAAGUACUCGGUCGACCUCGUCGACACCAAUAACAAAGAGGACGUGAGUGUGGCUUCAGAACUGAUGUCCCAGGGACAUGCGGUGCAAGCUGUCUGAAAGCAUUGGUCUCUUCCUGUUCUUGGCACCAUAGAUUUGGUGCAUCGGGUGAUCACAUCUCUCUCUUGUUGAAGUUCCAGUUUGAAGACUGACAGGGAAUAGAAUGCCGAGGUUCAAUAAGCGUGCUUAUACGGUUACGAUUGUAAGAUUGCGAUUAAGAGCACGCUGAAAAGUGUGCUCACUUAUCUGGGAAAUGGCACGCCAUUUUCACUCUACACGUGAUGAGCAGAGUAAAUGUGUUAUGUCAUAAACAUUGAGAAAACUAAGUUCAACAGCAGUGUUCUUGCUUUUUUUUUGUAAUUUAAAUGAUGCAGAUAUCCUUUAACACGAGUAUUCUUUUGUAGGUGCUUCUGGGCUCAAGUUCCGUACAUGCGUCUUUUGUCAAACGGGACUUCAGCAAGCAAGAUGAUUACGAUGUCGUUUUCGUUGAUUUGUUCAGGGUAUAAGAGUUGCAGGGCGCACUGUUUUCGAGUCGGUUGUAGCCAGCGACUUAAUUUGCCUCGUUGUAAACAGGCUUUGGUAGCAAAGUCAGCUUCAUGUUCAAUAAACACGCACAAUGAAAAGCAAUACGUAGUCCUUCGGCAAUAGCCCAGGACAAUGUGUGUCAUUGUAGGCGAGUGCACCCACUGCAGGCAGGAUUCUUUUGGUUCACCAAGCAUUUUAAUUUUUAGCUGACACUACGCACAUGUGGUACAAUUUCAUUUGGCUCCUUUAUAAUUUUUCAUGCAUACAUUAUGCAGAAGAGUACAUUAAUUAUGAAUAUUGCCAGUGCCAUCUGUUUCAUUUGAAAUUAUGCAGUGGAAGCUUCCGAGCAGGCUGUCAAUCAUGAGACAUACGAGCCUGCUACGCACAUUUUCACUAAAAACGGCCGAAGUUGAGACAUUGAAGUUUAAUGGAGAACUUGUGAUCCGUACUGUACUCUUGUUUGACCAUAUUUUUGAUGAGGUGGGGAAGAUGUUCUUGAGUGAUGCAUAAAAGGCAUGGAAAGCGCACGUAUGUGCCUUUAAGCUUGUGUGCACAUUUCAAGACCAGGUGUUGUGAAGCCUUUUUUUUCCUCCAGACUCCUGCAGUAGAUUCUCACUUUGGUGCUCAUUGUCACUGUAUGCCAGACCACGUUAAUGAAACUUUAACCGUUUGAAGUUUAAUAGCCAUUGUCGUGAAGCCUGUGUAAACACCACUUGAAAAUAAAGAGCAUACGCCUGCCAGCGAUAGAUUACGCUGCUGUGACUUCACCGUUAGGGUGAUGUGCUUCCGAAGUUGCUAGACUAUAAGUACUCGUGUACUUCUGCAGCUCAAUUCUUGGCGUUUUCUUUUUUUUCUGUGUGCCUUUUGGAGCACAUGUUCUUCUGUAUGAUCCAAGUUUUCUGCACAUCUGUGUGCUGCAAACAAUAAUAUGGCCAGAUGUGGAAAUUAGCGAUUCAUGCUCUAUAUUUUUUUUUUUCAAUUUUAACUAGGAGGCAGUUUCUCUUACUAGUGGACAAAUUUAUCUAAGGAAACAUAACUGUUGUGUAUUUGUUCGUACCCCUUAGUUUUGUCGCUUGAUAUUAAACAUGCAGUGGCACGAGAUCGGGUGAGGACGCACAAGUGCAAAGUGUACCUGUCAUCGUCUUUAGCCUUGCUUGUGCUAGACGGUAGAAAGAUGCUUGAAAACUUUGGUGCUCAGUUGUUUUUAUUUGAAGUCUUCACUCUGCACCAUAAAGCAGUGAAUUAUAGCUGCAAAAUAUUGCACUAAGACAGUCUUGUACUCGACGUAAAGCAACCAUUGCAAAUUCUUCACAAAGGGUGCAAAGGGAGUGUUUUAUUUUUGCUUCAACAAGUACCUUGGGCAAUAUCUAGUAAUUCAAAAACCACCUUGUACGAUGUCUAAUCUAUCGGCAACGUGCUCAUUGUGUUCGUACUUUCAGAAAAGGAGCAAUUUUUUUUUCUCUCCAUAUUUUGUCAGGGAAAGGCCAAAGCGUUCUUGCCUUUAUAUUUUCUGGCGAGUUGUUUUGGUUAUACAUUUAUAACGUUCUACCUGCAAAGGGUGUGCAGAUUCAGGGCUUUCAUGUGAAUUCUCCACAUUUGUGUGUGAAAUGCUGAGCAGUUAUAUCUGUCUGUGCUUGUUAUGUAUGUGGUGUAUUCUGUUUAAAUGGCAUUAAAAGAGGUCUCUUACUCAAA
Molecule: messenger RNA, 3678 nt
Organism: Dermacentor silvarum
Lineage: Eukaryota; Metazoa; Arthropoda; Arachnida; Ixodida; Ixodidae
Product: tudor and KH domain-containing protein
Exons: 4
Coding region: 154-1521 (455 amino acids)
Biological process (GO): spermatogenesis
Molecular function (GO): RNA binding
Source: RefSeq, a predicted model, not a curated record